Messenger RNA from Drosophila ananassae, 2650 nucleotides. RefSeq names its product dipeptidyl peptidase 3 (gene DppIII). Bases 161 to 2545 code for a protein of 794 amino acids. Gene Ontology annotation, biological process: proteolysis. The record is from RefSeq and is a predicted model, not a curated record. Lineage: Eukaryota; Metazoa; Arthropoda; Insecta; Diptera; Drosophilidae. Gene Ontology annotation, cellular component: cytoplasm. The transcript has 5 exons. Gene Ontology annotation, molecular function: dipeptidyl-peptidase activity; metalloexopeptidase activity.
CACAACUGGUCACACUCAAAAGUUACACUUGUACAACUUGCAGUUUUGCCGGAACUUUUUUUAAACAUUUUUCCUCACUUUUUAAAGUUGAACGACAAGCAAUGUAAGUUCAUCACAAUAAAUUGCCUACUCCGUACAUAAAGUUUCCAAAUUGUCAGUCAUGUUGUGGCUAAACUACGUUCAGAGAUCCCGGCAGCAACUUAAUAGGCUGUGUCAAUUGUGUAGCCAUAGUCAGAUUGCUGUCCGUUCCGGAAGCAGUCACAGUGUCCGGGUUAGGUCCCCGGAGUUCUUCCAAAGCAAGAGCUUUUGUAGCUCGUUCAGGCCUUUGUCGAUUCGUUACAGUUGCUCCGCAAAUCUUCCCCAAGCAGCUGAAAUGGCCAGCAAGUCCGCCCACUUCGUACUGCCCAACACGCAGCCCAUUGCUGAUUUGGACUGCAAGAACGCCUUCGAGAACCUGACGGACAAGGAGAAGCUCUAUGCCCAUUACUUCAGCAAGGCCUCCUGGGACGGUGGCCUCAUCGCCCUGAUCCAGUCGAGUCCCGAGGCGCCGCUCAUCUUCUCCCUAUUGCAUCGCAUUUUUGUGGCCGAAAAGCCGGCAGAUCUCAAGGCAAAGGCUGAAGUGGCUGGCGUCACUCCGGAAGAGUAUACGGGCUUCCUGGUUUAUGCUUGUGGUGUCUUUGCCAAUGCGGGCAACUACAAAGGCAUGGGUGACAGUAAGAUUGUACCCAACCUUCCUGCCGAGAAAUUUGAGGCUGUCGUAAAAGCUUCGGCCGCCUACGCUACUGAACCCCGCGUUGCCAAGAUCUUCGAAAGAGUUAAAGGGUUGAUCUAUGCGCUAGAGUCCCGAAACGAGAUUCUGGGCUUCGCUCCUGACGGCAUCACCACCUAUUGGUCAGACAAUUGCACCAAGGAAGACUCUGAGAUCGUCAACUCCUGGCUGACCUCGAAACGCAUCGAACCCUACAUGUGCCGCACCUUUAAGGUUGUGGAAGAUGGCAAGACCAUCUACGACGUGAAACUGGGUUCAGUGGCGGACACUUCAAAGGACGGAAUUACCCUGCCCCUGGAAGAGUUCAAGGGUAACCAGUUCCGAGUUACCCGAGGAGACUAUCAGAAGUUGUUGCAGCGUGUGAAUCAGCAUUUAUUGGAGGCCCAGAAGUAUGCUGCCAACGAGAAUGAGUCGAAAAUGAUCGAGCAUUACGUCCGCUCCUUCGAACAGGGCUCGCUGGCCGAGCAUAAGGACGGUUCUCGCUGGUGGAUCAAGGACAAGGGACCCGUCAUCGAGACCUAUAUUGGCUUCAUCGAAACCUACAGGGAUCCAGCCGGAGGACGUGCUGAAUUCGAAGGUUUUGUGGCCAUGGUGAACAAGGAGAGCUCCGCAAAGUUUUCGGAGCUGGUCGACCGCGCGGAAAAACUGGUGGAAUAUCUGCCCUGGACUGAACCCUAUGAAAAAGACUCGUACCUGAAACCUGAUUUCACUUCCCUGGAUGUACUUACUUUUGCCGGCAGUGGAGUGCCCGCAGGAAUCAACAUUCCGAACUAUGACGAGAUCCGGCAAGAUGAGGGCUUUAAGAAUGUCUCUUUGGGAAAUGUUCUGGCCAACAUUAACCGAAAGGAUCCCAUUCCAUUCCUUUCCGAAGAGGAUCAAACUCUGAUGAAGGAGUUCAAGGUUAAGGCCUUCGAAGUUCAAGUGGGCCUCCAUGAGUUGCUGGGUCACGGAAGUGGAAAGCUGUUCCGGAUUGACGAGAAGGGUGUCUUCAACUUCGAUAAGGAGAACACGAAGAACUUGAUUACAGGGGACGCAAUUAAGAAGUGGUAUCUUCCUGGAGAGACUUACGACACCAAGUUUGGAGCCAUUGGGUCGUCCUAUGAAGAAUGUCGUGCUGAGGCUGUUGGACUAUACCUUUCCCUCCAGCGGGACAUUCUCGAAAUCUUUGGCUUUAAAGACAAGACUGAGCAGGAUAACAUUAUCUACGUCAACUGGCUGAGUCUGAUUUGGAACGGCAUGGGCGUGGCCCUGGAAAUGUUCAACCCCAAGUCCAAGCUGUGGCUCCAAGCCCACUCUCGUGCUAGAUUCGUCAUAAUGAAGGUUUUGCUGGAAGCCGGAGAGGGUCUGGUGAAAGUUGAAGAGACUGAGAACGGCAAGAACCUUUUGCUGACAGUGGAUCGCACCAAGAUCGAAACUGUGGGUAAGAAGGCGCUGGGAGACUUCCUCACUAAGCUGCAGGUAUACAAGUCUACCGCUGACAUUGAGGAGGCCACCAAGAUGUACGAUCACUACUCCGAGGUGAACGAAAGCGGGUCGCACCCGUGGGCCAAGUGGCGGGACAUUUGCCUGGCCCACAAGAAGCCGCGCAUGAUUCUUGUCCAGGCCAACACAGAGGUGGACAAGAACCAGAAGGUGCAACUGAAGACCUACGAGCCCACGCACGAGGGUUACAUUCAAUCCUGGGUAGAGCGAUACCCUACUACUGAAAUUGACGAUCUUCUGGAGACCAUCGUGGACCAGGACAAAAAAUACUUCCCGAAAGCCUUCUCAAACUAAAAAAAAAUGCAUUUAAAAAACUUCAUCAAUAUUUUGCAUAAUUUGUUAACUUUGAAUUUUAAAAACUAUUAAAAUUGAGUCAUCCAAUGACAGUAGGAUUUUUAA